CUCUGGUUAAAUUGCUGAUUCAUGGUGAGACCACAGAAAAAUCAACAUGGAAGAGAUUCCCUUCCAGAAAGACAUGGAUAAGCAAACUGUGGUAUCUGUGACAACGGAAUAGUAAUCUUGGGAAAACAGAAAUGAGAUGGCAAACCACUGGGGCAGAGGUCCCCAAAGAGUACACGGUUGGUUAUGCUAUGGGGUGGCAAUCUGGAAAGGCUUAAAAUAUUUAUUUGAUUUGUAAUUAUGUGUGAUUGUGCGGAUAUGCGUAUAAGAGCAAGGAUGCCUAAGGGACCAGAAGAGCAUCUUGGAUCCCCUGGUUGGAUCCCCUGGAACUGAAGUUACAGGACACAGAAAGAUUUCGGCAGCAACCAUGGCCACCUUCGUGGAGCUCAGUACCAAAGCCAAGAUGCCCAUUGUGGGUCUGGGUACCUGGAAGUCUCCCCCAAACCAAGUCAAGGAAGCUGUGAAGGCGGCCAUUGAUGCUGGGUAUCGCCACAUAGACUGUGCCUAUGCGUAUCAGAAUGAGAAUGAGGUGGGAGAGGCCAUCCAGGAGAAGAUCAAAGAGAAGGCUGUGAGGCGGGAGGAUCUCUUCAUCGUCAGCAAGUUGUGGCCCACCUGCUUUGAGAAAAAACAGCUAAAGGAAGCCUUUCAGAAGACACUCACAGACCUGAAGCUGGACUAUUUGGACCUCUAUCUUGUUCACUGGCCGCAGGGUUUUCAGCCCGGAAAGGAGUUAUUCCCUAAAGAUGAUCAAGGCAAUAUCCUCACCAGUAAAACAACGUUUUUGGAAGCCUGGGAGGGCAUGGAGGAACUGGUGGACCAGGGGCUGGUGAAAGCUCUGGGCGUCUCCAACUUCAAUCACUUCCAGAUUGAAAGACUCCUGAACAAGCCUGGACUAAAGCAUAAGCCAGUGACCAACCAGGUCGAGUGUCACCCUUACCUGACCCAGGAGAAACUGAUCCAGUACUGUCACUCCAAGGGCAUCACUGUCACGGCCUACAGUCCCCUGGGCUCCCCAGACAGACCUCACGCUAAGCCAUCGGACCCUUCACUACUUGAGGACCCCAAAAUUAAAGAGAUUGCUGCCAAGCAUAAGAAAACCUCAGCCCAGGUUCUGAUUCGGUUCCACAUCCAGAGGAAUGUGGUGGUGAUCCCGAAGUCUGUGACACCAGCGCGUAUACAGGAGAACAUUCAGGUCUUUGACUUCCAGUUGAGUGACAAGGAGAUGGCCACUAUCCUUAGCUUCAACAGAAACUGGAGGGCCUGCCUGCUGCCUGAGACAAUAAACAUGGAAGAAUAUCCCUAUGACGCAGAAUACUGAAGCUGAAUCAGUCCCUGAGGCUUCCUCUUUGCCGAUGCACACCUCACUCCCAGAGUCCUGUUUAAGCCCAGCCUGCCUGACAUCGUGCGGUAGGCAAGGCUGUGUUUAAAUCGCCACGCUGACCAGAGACAGACUGUUGCAUGCAAAUGUGCCUUAGAGAAGCAAAUGGGCCUCUCCUUCACUAAUUUGAUCUGAUCAAAUGUUUGUCAAAAACUGGGAACUCUGGUAACAUUUGAGGGUAUAAAGAUAAAAUAAUAAAGAAUCGUAAUGUUAACAAACAUA
Molecule: messenger RNA, 1597 nt
Organism: Grammomys surdaster
Lineage: Eukaryota; Metazoa; Chordata; Mammalia; Rodentia; Muridae
Product: aldose reductase-related protein 2
Exons: 11
Coding region: 365-1315 (316 amino acids)
Cellular component (GO): cytosol; mitochondrion
Molecular function (GO): aldose reductase (NADPH) activity
Source: RefSeq, a predicted model, not a curated record